GUCAGCAAGUAGUGUAGUGUUUCUCUAAUUGAACUUCGCCCAAUCAACAAUAACUCGUUAGCAGUCGCUUUCGUUUUACAGCUUCUUUUUUUUUCUCCCCCCCCACCCCCCCCCUCCAGUCUGUUUUUCUUCCUAAAGAACUACAUGGAGCUCGGCAGAGGAGCUGCGGCUCUCUGAGGGGAAUCCAGUCGAGCUGCCUUCACGCCCGGAGCAUGGUUAUUUUGGAGGAAAGCUCCUCGCCGAGUUAAGCGUCAGAAUAUAGAAGCGGGCUUCGACGGAGGAAACGCUUGUGGACGCGUAAAACCGCCAUUUGAAUGAAAUAAUCAACUUUUCUCCCCACGUAUCUUCGGGACUGCGAUGACCUCCAGUAAAGACAUGAAGGCAGGUUCCGUGUUGCAGUCCAGCAGCGAGGACAGGAGACGCGCUCCUUUGGACCAGCUGCCUCCGCCGGCCAACUCCAACAAGCCGCUCACGCCGUUCAGCAUCGAGGAUAUCCUCAACAAACCGUCCGUGAAGAAGUCGGUGGCCAGUAUCUGUCCACCCAGAGUGCUGGAGAAAGUUACCGGCUCCAACUCGGCCAGGAACGGGAUCAGCACUCCGUCGUCGCCGCUGUGCGCGCUGGAGGAGCUGGCCAGUAAAACAUUUAAAGGUCUGGAAGUGAGCGUGAUCCAGGCGGCAGAAGGUCGUGAGCAUCUAAACGCUUUCGGACAGAGACAGACGUCCAAGAAGAGGAGAAAGUCUCGGACGGCCUUCACCAACCACCAGAUCUACGAGCUGGAGAAGAGGUUCUUGUACCAGAAGUAUCUCUCACCGGCCGACCGCGACCAGAUCGCGCAGCAGCUGGGUCUGUCCAACGCGCAGGUCAUUACCUGGUUCCAGAACCGCAGGGCCAAGCUCAAGCGCGACCUGGAGGAGAUGAAGGCAGACGUGGAGUCGCUGAAGAAGAUCACCCCGCAGACCCUGCAGAAGCUCGUCAGCAUGGACAACCUUGAUGAGGCGCAGGGCGGAGGCCCCGGGGCCAGAUCACCCAGCGUCUCGCCGACGUCCCACGGACACCGCGCCUUCCCACAGUCCCCCUCCUCGUCCAGAGACCAAACCACGGACGAGUUCUCGGAUGACGAGGAGGAGAUCGAGGUGGACGAUUGACAGUUAGAGAGGCGCCUGUGGUUUUAUUAAGAAAAGACAAAAAAGAAAAAAAAAAACAACAACAAAAAAAAAACGGGGGCAUUUUUCUUCCCAAACUUUUGCACGGAUAUUGUCAAACAGGAGGAUAUACACAUUAAAAUAUAAACACUGCAGGAUUUCUCCUCCUCUGCAUUUUUAUUUAUUAAUCGGACUUGUAAAGCCUUCCAAGUCUUUAAAUUUCAGCCAGAUGUUUGGAGAAUUAUCAGCUGUCCUUACAAGAAGACUGAAAAUUGUGUAAACAUUUUAAUAUUUUGGGUUUGUUUUGUUGUAGGAGGUUGAAAGUUGUGCAAUUAUCGGACCUGCCAAAUAUCAGACCCUCCUGUCAGGCAAAAAACCCACAACGGUUUUUAUUCUGCAGGCACAUAAACAGAGUUGUGUAAAUAAAUCAAACGUCCUUUAUUGUAACAUUCUAUUUAAUCAGCAUCUAUGUAAAUAAAGGUUAUAUGACAUUUCAA
Thalassophryne amazonica is the source of this 1640-nucleotide messenger RNA. It is a transcript of the gene lbx2, whose product is annotated as ladybird homeobox 2. Gene Ontology annotation, biological process: regulation of DNA-templated transcription. The record is from RefSeq and is a predicted model, not a curated record. The transcript has 2 exons. Gene Ontology annotation, molecular function: DNA binding; DNA-binding transcription factor activity, RNA polymerase II-specific. The coding region runs from base 358 to 1146 and encodes 262 amino acids. NCBI's taxonomy places the organism in Eukaryota, Metazoa, Chordata, Actinopteri, Batrachoidiformes, Batrachoididae.